This is a messenger RNA of Durio zibethinus, 1744 nucleotides long. RefSeq lists its product as uncharacterized. Lineage: Eukaryota; Viridiplantae; Streptophyta; Magnoliopsida; Malvales; Malvaceae. The record is from RefSeq and is a predicted model, not a curated record.
CAAGAGGCGGCCUCGGGGAACAAUUUGCUUGAUAAAUAUCUCAAUAUUUCCUGUUUGAUUGCGAUCUGACUCACCGAGCCCUUUCAUAGGCCGAAAAGAAAAACAAAGCUUAAUUAUAUACACAAACCAUACAUCCAAGAUAGAUACUAAAGAAACUUCCCCGUGUGAAAUCCUACUGAAAUUCAGAGACAGCUAUUCUUUUUCAUUUUCUCCUUCUCUUCCUUUUAUGGUGCCCCAAGUAUAGGAAGAAACCGUCAAAGAAACCAUAAAAGAGAGAGAGAGAGAGAAUUAGAGAGCCCAGAAGAUCAGAAACUCCAAUCAAUACCCGAUAAUUAAGCUCGCUUGGAAAUACCAGUUCCAGUUCCUUCUUGCUCGAUAGUAUAUCUUUCGAUUAGUCUUCUUAAUCUGUUUGCCGUGUUUUACCAGGGCACGGCCCUUCCAAGCCAUCUCAUAAAAGAAAAACAAAAAUCAAGUCACUGGUUCACGAGCGUCCACCUCUCUCCUUCUCCUGUCUUACUGUUGGGGUUCUUGUAAACAAGAUCCUUGAGCAAGGAAUUGGAAACUAAACAAGCUAUCAUUUCCAUAUCAGUUUAUUUUUCCCUGUUCAGGAUCGUAAAGAAGCACGCCCUGAUCAUCAGUAAAAAGGGUAAAAUCUUAAGAAAAAAGAAAGUGGUUCAUUUCCCAUUUUCCAAGGUUCAGAUUGCUCUGUUUCUUCAAACAGGAAAUAGAGCAGUUUAGUUAAUCCUUUUCCAUCCAGUUUGUUGAGAUUCAAGAAUCAUAAGGGUGAAACGCAAAAAGUUGCUUCGUCAUUGUUUAUCAAUAUUUUAUCCGUCCCUUUUAAAAUCCCAACCGUUUCGUUUUGUUAUUUUAGAAUAACAGUUCCAUUGUUGCCAAAAGGAAAACAAACAUAAAAAAAUUCCCUUUUUUAUUAUUAAUUAAAUAAUGUCUCAUCAGAUAAUCUUUAGGAACCCAACCUCCGUCUCCCGGCGGCAAUCACUGCUGCAAAGCCGUUCCUCCUCUUCCUCAUGUUCUUCCAGCAUCUACGACAGCGGCAGCCGCACAAGGAGUACAUCCAGGAACAGUGCCAAAUUCGGGGAGUUUUGUGGGGGUGCGACAGCUGGGUGUGCAGCUCUUUGUUGCUGUUGCCCUUGUGGGAUAGCGAACCUUCUAGUUUUAGCAAUUUACAAGGUUCCCGCAGGGCUAUGUCGCCGUGCUCUCCGCCAGAAACGGCUGCGUAAAUUGCAAAAAAAAGGGUUGCUUCAGCCGAGGAACCACCGGGGUCUUUAUGGAUGUGAUGAUAGCGAAUUGCAGAUUCACCCUGUGGUUUCUCUGGAGGAUUUUUUCCUAGGUGUGGAGGCUUCUGAAGAAGCUGAGAAAGCUGUGGACGAACUGGAAAAAGAGAUGUGGGACAGGUUUUAUGGUACUGGAUUUUGGAGAAGUCCUUCUCAGAGAGAAGUCGAGUCACACAGCAUUAAACAACUGUAAAAAAAAAAAAAAAUCCCAUCUUUGCUGCUCGUUUCUUUUAAUCUGGGUGUAUACAUAAUUUAUAACCAAAUGUUGUUCUCUCAUUUCUUGUUCUAAAUGGGGAAUAUUGUGGUGAUGGGGUUUUCUGAUUUCUGGUCAUCAAUGAAGAAAUUGAAAAUGGCUACAUUUUGAUGUCAUGAACAUGGAAAUCUUUCUUCAGUUGGUGCUUUUAUUUAUGUAGAAUGAAUGAAAUUUAUGUGAACGAGUUUGAGAUUGUUGC